Messenger RNA from Atta colombica, 2556 nucleotides. RefSeq names its product aminopeptidase N-like. Gene Ontology annotation, cellular component: cytoplasm. The record is from RefSeq and is a predicted model, not a curated record. Gene Ontology annotation, biological process: proteolysis; peptide catabolic process. NCBI's taxonomy places the organism in Eukaryota, Metazoa, Arthropoda, Insecta, Hymenoptera, Formicidae. Bases 1 to 2556 code for a protein of 851 amino acids. The transcript is spliced from 10 exons. Gene Ontology annotation, molecular function: metalloaminopeptidase activity; zinc ion binding; peptide binding.
AUGAAAAAUGAGAAAAACGAAUUCCGUUCUGCAGUUGAACAAAUUAAUCGUUUACCAACAUAUAUAGUACCCACGAAUUAUAACAUCAAAUUGAUACCAUACUUUGAAAAGAAUUAUACUACUUAUACAUUAGGAGGCGAAAUUAAUACCAGGAUUCAUAUUCAUAAAAAAACGCGAUAUAUAUAUUUACUCGAAUAUUUUUUAUUUAUAUCUGACACACCCACAUUGAUCAACGAGAAUAACGGCAAUAUCUAUUUAUUAUGGCAACAAUAUACAUAUUAUAAUCCUAUAACGCAUAUAUUAAAAUUUUAUCUUACCCAGGAUCUCUUGCCCGGGUUCUAUAUUCUGAAUAUAAAAUUCUAUAGUAUGUCGGUUCUUCCCAAGGAAAAUAACUUCAAAAUUUCAUAUAUAAAUAGAAGACCAGAUGUAAUGUGGUUAAACGCAGUGCAUUUUCAACCAAUUAGAGGCCGACGAUUAUUUCCAUGUUGGGAUGAACCAGCAUUUAAAGCCACUUUUAACAUUUCCAUAUUACAUCAUGAAAAUUAUAUGGCUUUGUCGAAUAUGCCGAUUCAAAAUUUAGAGUUUGUGGGUAAUAAUAUGGUUUGGACACAUUUCCGCACUACUCCGUUAAUAUCAACGUAUCACGUGGCAAUUGUGCUGACUAAUUUUCCCUCUCAUCGUAUUAACGCAAAUACCUCCAAACAUCAAACUAUAUGGUGCAGAACAUAUUCUGCACAAUAUACACAAUUUGCGGAGAAUAUAUUUGAAAUUGUUACAUCGCAUUUAGGAAUCAGGUGGAAUAAAAAAAUUGCAAAAUUAGAUCACGUUAUUCUUCCAGAAUCUAAAAAUAUGUGGAAUUGGUAUUUGCGAGAUGGCAUGUCGCAAUGGGGACUUAUUUUUUAUAGAGAAACGAGAGUUUUAUACAAUGAAGUAAUAGAUCCUCCUUCACGUAAAAUAGAGAUUAAGCGAUUAGUAACACAUGAAGUAGUACAUCAUUGGUUGAGUAAUCUGGUCAGACUGUCUUGGUGGUCUUAUUUAUGGAUAACCGAUGGUAUUGCAGGAUUAUUUGCAGCAAAUGCCAUUAAUGAGAUGUUUCCAGAUUCUCGGAUAUCAGAUUUAUUUGUAGUUCAGAUCCAACAUGAUUCUCUUAAUUUGGAUACUCAUUCCCUUAUGAAACCUCUUCACCAAGAAAUUAAUGACAUUGCUGAUAUUGAUUUACUUUUUACCUCCGUUUCUUAUAUCAAAGCACCUGUUAUAUUUCGCAUGUUUGAACAUAUGCUUACUGAUGUGAUAUUUUGGAAAGGGAUCAAUAAAUAUUUAAAUAUGGAAUUUAGUCAACUUAGCUCUGCAAAUUCUGGUUAUGAUUUAUGGAUGGCUAUGCAAAUUACUCAAAUUAAAUCGAGUUCUAAAUAUCUGCCUAACUUAAGAAACAUAAUGAGUAAAUGGACAACGACAAGUCAGUACCCUGUAGUAAACGUGAUUCGAGAGAGCCGAAGUGGCAAUAUAAUAAUAUCACAGGGAAAAAACACAUGGUGGAUACCUAUAACUUACACUACACAAACAGAACUCAAUUUCAAUGACACUGUGCCUCGCCAUUGGCUAACACCAAAUGUUCAGCAAAUAAUUAUUUCAAAUAUUACACAAUUUGAUUGGAUUAUAUUUAACUUGCAACAAACUGGCUACUAUCGCGUUAAUUAUGAUCUAACAAUGUGGCAAAGAAUCGCCUAUUAUUUAAAUUCUGGCAAUUAUAAAAACAUACAUGUUCUGAAUCGUGCUCAAAUUCUCGACGAUGCAUUUUAUUUUGCAAUAGAAGAGAAAUCUAUAAAUUUGUCUACAUUUUGGAAUCUUAGUAAUUACUUAUCGCAAGAGAUAGAUUAUAUAGUAUGGUACCCUAUGAUCAAAGCUUUUGAAUAUUUGUCAAUUUAUAUUCCAUUUUCGGAAAUUGGACUUGAGGAAAAGAUGCGUAGAAUUUUGCCUACACUUUUUAAGAAGAUAGGGUACCAAGAAAUUUCUAACGAGCAUGAUCUUACUAAAUGUUUAAGACAAGAAAUUGCAAAAUGGGCAUGUGUUCUCGGUGAUUCUGAUUGCAGAAAUAAUGCCAAAUCUAAACUAGAAUGGCAUUUUGCCAAUCCUGAAAAGCAUAAAAUUUUGCCAUGGUGGGAAGAUUGGACAUUCUGUAAAGGUUUGAUAAAAGCAAACGAUUCUAUGUGGAUGAAAAUGCUGGAUAUAUAUAAAAAGAAAUAUAAUAAAAAAAUUUUAGAAUACUUGACCUGCUCAGAAAAUUCUAAUAUUAUUCAAAUAUAUUUAAAUAAGAUAACGGAUAAUGUAACACUAAAAAUCAAUGAUAGUGUUAAUAUUUUCCUUCGUAUUAUUGCAAAGCAUGCAAAAAAUAUCGAAAUAUUGAAAUAUAUAUUGGAGAAUUUCGAAAAAAUAAAACCCAGAGAAGUCAAUGUGUUUGCGGCAUUAACUGUUAUUCUUAAUCAUGGGAAUUUUGAAAAUCAAGAGAACAUGGUAAAUUACAUACUUUAUUCAUUUCUUAUUAAUAGAGCCUUCUAA